Molecule: messenger RNA, 10739 nt
Organism: Topomyia yanbarensis
Lineage: Eukaryota; Metazoa; Arthropoda; Insecta; Diptera; Culicidae
Product: plexin domain-containing protein 2
Exons: 8
Coding region: 364-2115 (583 amino acids)
Source: RefSeq, a predicted model, not a curated record
UCAUCACUCAGUUCAAGCCAGUUAGUUAGUAGUCGCGAAGGUGUCGAGUAUCAUCGUUAAGACGGUUUUGCGUUGUGCAAAGUGGUGACCCCGUCGGAACUUUACAACCAUCAGGCUUCCCGCACCCCUUUCAAUAGGUCUGGCUGACUGAUGUCGUGAAAAACGGUCCAAAUCGGAUUCAGAUUCCGUCCGGGUGUGCCUUGAUUUCUUGUUUCUGUGGAUUUUCAGUGCCGUAUUGUGAAACGAAGAAGUUGAACAAAAAAGGUGUGCGGAAAAAGAAAAGCAGAGCAGAAGUGCGAUCCAAAGUGGAUAACGAGAAAGAGUUUGUGUCAGUUUUUCCAUCUGCUCGUGUGAUUGAGUAUAAUGGCGAUGGUGAAUGGUGCUAUGCUGAAAAGUGCACUUUUUCUGCUGAUUUUGCUGGCCGAUUGCCGUGUGAACUAUGCAGAAGAUUCUUCGGUGCCAUUGCGUGUGCGGCGCUCAAAACCAUCAGACCCACCGACAAAAUCGUCCGGUGAAUUGGAAACGCUGGAUAGUGUACAGAUGUUUGGCCACAAGCCACCAAUUAGUGAGAACAAAACCAGCGUAGCGAAACAGAAACUGAUGAACGAAAAUCUCACCGGUAAGAAACCACUGAAUUUGAACAGUUCGACUGUGUACACCGACCAUCUGUUGGGAUACAACGGGACGGGUCAGCGGAGAGAAUUCUCUAUUGUGUCCAUCAAACCGGGUGCAGAGCCUACGACAGUUUCGACGCCUUCCGGCGGCAGUGCAAUCAAUGUGUCUGUAGAAGCCAAGAGUGGUCUUGGGGUGGCUAAGUUAGGCGGCAGUACCUCAACGGUUGACCCUUUAAGUGAUGCCAUCAAUAUCGACACGGUGGAGAGAAGCGAGGCUGAUCUGAAUACAACUCUGCAGAAUCAUAACAUCACCUACACACAGGAGGACUACCACACAUACUACAACAGCGUUUGGACGACUGAUAAGAGUGCGAGCGAUGCGUACUGGAACCGAUUGGAUAACAUGAACGUGAGCAGUUUGCUGUCCAAUUCGCACCGGAGAGCCACGACCGUCCUGCUGUCGUUUGAUUUUCCUUACUACGGAUAUCCAAUCCGGAACAUCACGAUUGCUACCGGAGGAUUUCUCUACACCGGUGACUACGUCCAUUCAUGGCUGGCAUCGACACAGUACAUUGCUCCCCUAAUGGCAAACUUUGACACAAGCUUGUCAAAUUAUUCGUUUGUCAAAUUCCGUGACGAUGGUGAAACCUUCACGGUGGUGUGGGAGAAUGUUUCACUACAAGAUCGCCCUGAGAAUGGUUCGUUCAUGUUCAGCGCUACGCUUAACAAAUCCGGCGAUAUCGUGUUCGCCUAUAAAAUCAUUCCGAUAGACAUCCAGCAAAUCUACGACGAUAAACAUCCGGUCAAGGUGGGCCUGUCUGAUGCGUACAUCAUCGAUAAGACCAUUUUCCGUACGAAGCAGAAAACGAUCUACGAGUAUCACAGGGUUAACUUUGGGCGCUCGAAAGUGCAGAACAAUACACUGAUAACAUUGUACGCACAACCAACGUGCUUCAGCUUCAAGGAUUGUCAGUCAUGCAUGAUACACGAGGGAGCUGAGUUUAAGUGUAUUUGGUGUCCCACGCUUAACCGAUGCUCCACUGGAGUCGAUCGCAAGAGACAAGACUGGAUCCAGAAAGGUUGCGAUAAAACUCAAAUCAUGGACAUUACCGUGUGUCCUGCACUGGGCCAGAAGGGCAACAACUACGGGGAACCGGUGGAAAUAAGCACCGAGGGUAGCGAAGCAAACGGAACCUACCGACAUGAAACCGAGAUUCAGUUGUCAAAGAACGUAAACAACAAAAGCGGAACGAGCGGGGACGACGGUGUGAACAAGGUUCCAGCCUUCCAUGUAGCCAUGGAACAGCACUCGUCCAGUAGCAGUUUACUCGUGUCGAUGAUGGUCAUCUGCGGCAUUCUACUGAGCUGUGGGUGCUGGGUACUGUACGCAUACCGAAAUCCACAUACCAAGAGCGGUCAGCUGCUCAUCAGAUACCGUCCGAACAAAUGGUCUUGGCGGCGAGGUGAAGCACGCUACACGGCCGCCACGAUUCACAUGUGAGACCAACAUCUACAGCACCAUCCCCAGCAUCCCGAGUACCAUCGACCGAUGCUGCACCUGGUCGGCAAUGAGGAGGAACGGCUGCUCAAUUAUCUGUACCAGCUGGAAGACGGAGGAGGCGGUUAUUCCACCUCAUGUGGCCUAAUGGAGGUGACCGACUAUACCUUUACAACGGAACUGGGUGACUGAACGAUGAAGGAAGAAAGCUAGAGCUUAAACGGUGUGUUUAUUUGAAUGAAUGAGAGCGAGAAAGACCGCGUGUGCAAUAAGUAAGCGUGAGCUUCUUUGUUAUGUUUCUUUUAAAUUCUACUCAGAGAAGAAUACUUAAUCCCCUUCAACAUAUGAUGUCCGACAAAUUGUUGAAACAAGGGGCACGUCCAGGGGUGAGCCCAAAUUAAUUUUCCUUAACAUCACAGAAUUGCAAUUAGUUUUUUUUCGUUUUAAUAUCUUUCGCCUCUAACAGUUAUAGUGAUAUUUACACCUAUAAUUUAGCAAAAAAUCUGUCCAGUUAUAUCGGUAAGAUAGAAUUGUAAUUGUUUCCCUUCUUACAUUUAAUUUUAUUACUCGAUGUUUAUUAUUGAAAAUUAUGAUUUGAAAGUUUUACUGUUCUUACAAAAAAUAUCGACCUUGUUUCUACCUUAUUCAACUAUCAAGCACUUUCGCCUAGCACGCAUAGUUCUAAAAGCUUAUAGAGUAUAUACAAAAAAACAGAAACGAUGUAUUUCACUUUGUGUUGUUGAACGAAAGGAAAAAAAGUCGAGCAUAAUAAAAGAUGUGAUACCAAUUCAUUUUUUUAAAGACAUUUAAAAGUGUAAUCUUAAUUUCGGCACAAAAUCGGCUUAAUUCUCUAAUAUUUAUUUUCAGAACUGUACUACAUGAAUAUUCCGCGAAAACUGCUAUCACGGAACUGUAUUUAUUUACCCUGUAUUUUUGAUAUAUGCCCGUUCAAGCGCGAUUUGGCCUAUGUUAAGCCGUACCGAACUGAGCGCCAAUAAUUUUUUUCAAUUAAAAAUUAUUUUUCAACUAUUGAUCAUUUUCAUCUAGAAGUUCCUUAUUUGCUUUUAUUUACUACUGGCAUUGUCAAAAAUAAAUCGAUGUACAUGUUUACAAUGUAAUAUUGAAUACAAUGGAAUAUUGCAGUAUUGAAUGCGAUAUCUCAAAACGGCACUUGACCCUUUACAGCUUAACACAGGCCAUUUUGUCAAUAGAGAAACACAUAGAUGAUAAAUAGAAUCCUAAACUGUUUUCUAGAUGAUUAGACACUUGUGCAAACAAAGAUAAAGUUGAUAGAUAGUAUAAUCAUAAAUAAUGGCAAGUCAACACAAGCGCAGAGAUGAUUUAGAUGUUUGAGGUCAUUGGGUUGGUGGAGACUGUGUGAUACUUCAACUUCAGACUAAUUUAUUUUAAACCAUAUGUUGGCUUGUGUUAAAUUUUUGUUUUUUUAGUUUGUAUUUUAAAAUAUACUUUGAAUACGUUGCGUUUGUUGACCAAGCAAAAUUCAAAUUAAUAUUAGCAGCAAUUGUUUGGCAUAAGUAAUUAUAGGGUAGUUGAUCAUUUGGCAUAAAAUGCUUAAAAUUCAAUACAUUGGAGGUCUUUUGGCAUAACGGUUGUUUGGUAUAAAAUAUCAAAUGAUUCGGUCAUAUUCAAAUGUUUAAGUAAACCGAGCAAUCGUGUGAAUCGCAUGUUAAAUGCUGUAGAAUCCCCCAAGCGACUGAUCAAAAUGUGUAGGGUAACUUGGCCACUUCAGACCUAGCAACCUGGACAUUUUCUUUAGAAUGGUUUUUUGCUAUCUCGCACCAGAUUGUAUCUAUGGAAAAAUGUCAGAAUUGAAUCACACUCCAACACCGUACAAGCGAAAAGAGUUGAUAGUCUCACCCAAAGCAAGAUAUGUGUGUUUGCUUGUUUUCGACCAAGUUAGUGCAAUCUACUUAUCCCUCUUCGUAAAGGAGAUAUAACUAGAGACCCCAUUGUUUUGAUUUUCGAACGAACUUGCGGUGGCACCUAAAGCGCUAUCUUGUGGCGAAUGGGCGUGCAAAUGCGUCCAUAAAAAAAACAGAUGACAAUCCCUGCUCAUUUCACCCAUCCACAGUUAGGUAUUGAUAAAUGCGCACGGUAUGUUGAUUCUAGUACACCCAUAUGCCACCGUAUCUGAAGAAUCGCACUGAUUCAGUGUAACUGGUGAUUCGUUACAAUGGGGUCUCUAGAUCAUCAUUUCUUUAUGUCCUCUUGUAGUUGAAUUAGUGAGCACUGCUAUAUUCUGGUUGUAGUUGUCAUUCUGAGGAAACACGUUUUUCGUAGCGGAAAAAGUGUGGUCACAGAAUUAGCACACUUGAAGUUUUUUUUGUCUAUUUGCCGAAUAAACUAAAAAUACAAAACAAACCUUGUGUAGGUAUUAACAAAAGGCAAGCUUUAAAAUGCUAUAUUUCUGAACAAAAUCUGAAUAAAAUGUUUUAUGGAUGGGUAAAAACGCAUCAUGUUCUUCCAUCAAUUUUGUCGACUGAAAUCAAAAACCUCGUUGAUCGACAUUAUGGCCUGUCAGUGAAUAGAAAAACCGUACGAAUAUGACGUCUGAAGAUCGUUUGAUCGUCAUUAUUGCACAACAUAGACCGCUUAUUUCCAAAAACAAUUCGACAGCUAGAGUAAACUUUGCUGUGUUGUACGGAAAAAACGUCUGCAACUUUUGGAACAAAAUAUUUUUAGGAGCGAUGAGUCGAAAUUCAUUCGAUUUGGGUCACACGGAAAAUGUUAGGUUUAAUUUCCAUUAUUACACGGGUGCGUUUCGACUUCGUCUCAUCAGAAACCUACACUAACUUUUCGUCGGAAUAGAUUAGCGCCGGCUUGACGCAAAUCCCUAAAAACUAAAACACGUUUUGUGUUUCAAUCGAACGACUGAUCAAACGUGAUGUCCCGUCCGAGCAGAAGUUCUGUUUAUGCCGAUAAGACACAGUGAAGCCGAAACAUAGCAUAGCAUAGUUUAAUUUCCAGCAGAGAGGUAUAAGUACCAUAAAAUCAGUAAAACACGGUGGCGGUUGUAUUAUGCCUGAUUUUUCAUGGCAUGGUAGGGAGCCAAUCGAGAAUAUUGAUGGCAGAAUGGAUCAUUACAAGCAAAUAUUGUAGGAUCAUAUGGAACAUUUUGCCGGUCUAUGUGGUGAACAUUUAUGCAUUAUAAUGGCCCUACAAAUACAUCUCGGUUCGUUAAACAGGGUUAAACGGUUCGUUAUCAGAUGGUUAAUAUUCAUUAAUGGCCUGCAACCAUGCCUAUCUAAUUAGGUUUUACACAAUCCGACAUAACCCUACAAAAGGAGCCGGAUGAACUUGGUUUGACAAUUCUCGGUGUUUUGUUUACAUGAGAGUUACGUGAGCACCCGUUGCAGUUGCACUCACGGAACUGACAAAGUAAACAAACCACCGAGAAUUGUCAAACAUGAACUUCAUUCAUCGUGAGUUUAUUCGUGUCGUCGUCUUGUAGAACUCAAUAGAAAAUCUGUGGAACGACGUGGAAAACACGUCAAAGCGAAAAAAUCCAAGAAUCAGUAUGAUCUCUGGAUCUCAGAGAUUCUAAAUGAUCAUGGUAUGACGUUCGAGAGCUAUUAAUUCUAAUGUAGUGAUAUCGUAAGCUGGUUGAAAGCGUCCCCCAUUGUCUAGAGAUUGCUUUCAAACAAACAUUUUUCCUGACUAAAUCUUAAGUAGCUAUGAACCAAUAUUCUUGAUCUAGAUAAAAAUUAACAGUUUUUAAAUAUGUGCUAAAUCCGUGUCCGCCCCAUUUAACUUCCUUGUUAAUUUUAUUCAUAUAACUGAAAAUUGCGUCUUAUACCAUACUAUAUGACAGUACACUACACUUCCCCGUUAUCGCAAAUAAGUCCCAUAAAGAUAGGAAAUACCACAGAAAACGGAACAAAUGUGUGAUCAUGGGCAGUACGUGUCUUGAAAGAAUUAGUUAAUGAUCUAUUUGAUUUUAUUACGUUAUCCCGAUCAGAAACACAUAACAGAAAUAUUUCAAAACUAUAUUUCGCAUUGUUACAUGUUGUUGGGAAUAUGAGUGUGCUAAUUCUGGGUCCACUGUACAUGCCAUUCAAGUGAUGCGAUCGUAUUUAACUGGAAGAACGCAAUUUGCAUCGUGCAGAGGUAUGACUUCAACAAAUGUACCGAUUACCUCGGGCAUCCCGCAAGGCUCAAUCAUUGGGCCCAGAGUUAAAAAUAAUCGAAGCUCUUUUUUGACGGCUGAAAAUGAACCUGACGCGACUCGCGGUGAAUGGAAAAAAUAUUCAAAUAUCCAUCCUCAUUCAUUCAGUUGAAUAUCGUACAAUAUAUUCAUUUCAUUAAUUAUCUAGCAAAAUGUUUUCAAAUGCCGGUAAGACAUAUGAAACAAUAAUCAUCAUCGCUUACAUUGUGCUAGGGCCUACUUUGAUGCGUUUGAUUCGUUGCUGCACGGUCGCUUCGUGUAAUAAUCGGAGACGAAUGAAAAUCUGUAUGGAUGAAUGGGCGGUUUGUUCGUUUGACGUUUUCAGCUGCGUCACUGAAUAUUGAAAAUGAAUGCGGCUGAAUACAAGAGGGUGACACGACGUCAUAUUAUGGUAGUCAACAUAAGAAUACUCUCUGUAACAAAAUGACCGAAAUUUGUACUAAAUAGGGACGAGGAGCACUUUAGUUGGCAUCAAAUCAGCGAAAGUGGUCAUUGUUUUCUUUUGUUAACUGCUACUGCUGCUUGCUGAUGACAUUUCAAGCGAUUUUGACGUUGUCAAACUGAACCCCAUCGAUCGGUGGAAAAACGAUGUUGCCUAUUGUCAAACUCUGUAUGUAGAGAUAGGGAAGUCAGAUACCUGGCUCAAUAUGAUCAAUUUUCAUUCAAUGAAUUUGAAUAUUUUUAACUCUGCUUGGGCCGAUUCUUCUCGCGGUGUACAUUGAUGAGCUUGGUGUUUUAAAGAACUGCGUUAUCCAGAUGUUUGCCGACGAUGUCCAACUGAUUUGCAUACAACCGGGAAUGAUGCUAACGGAACUCUUUGCACUACUGAUGGAAGAUGUUGUAGUGCGAUGGACCAAGGAAAACUCAUUACACCUCAAUAUUUCGAAGACUAAAAUUAUUUCAUUUGGUGCAAAUCGCCGACACACUAUCACUAUCUGAAAUGGUUUUCGAGCAAAGUCGCAUCAAGGUCGCUGAUCAUGCUGACGACCUUGGACUCAUUCAGAUGAAUCUUGGAUGCGACAAAACUAUUGCGGUGCAGUGUGGAAAGGUAUAUGCUUGUCUGCGUACUCUAAAAUGAACAACCUUUGAUUUGCCUGAACACAUCAAAUUUAAUCUCUUCAAAACCCUUGUUCUACUGCAUUUUAAAAACUAGCGCAAAACUAAAUUAAAUUAAAUAGGACUGCAGCUUACAGUUUAGGGAAUCUUGGUCCGUCCCGCGAAUCAAAAUUUGCAAAUUCGGACGAAGUGGCGACUAUCUGCCAAGUAAACACCAGUCCUCCAGAAGAGGAUUAAAUUUUGCGCCUGUUUGUCUUGAAGUGUAUUACGCCAAGUCCUCUAUUUUGUUUAGGCCAAUGUAUCAUGCUCCAACAACGCGUGCUAAGUCGUCAAUGACGCAAUUAAAACUUCACAUUGAUUUCGCUUCUGUCUCCUUCCAGAUCUGUUCUAGUGUGUAUAAUUGAUUGUUUUGUUCAAAAAUCAAAAAUAAUUUAAAGUUUUAAUAUGUUACAACUAAGUCACAGACUUGUAAAUACUUGUUUCGCCAGUUUAACAAAUAUCCUAGAUCACUAUACUGACAUAUCCCAGUAAAUUGCGACAGUCACUUGGAUAUCAAUUAUGUAGUCCACUGUCAAAACUUAGGCACUAAACGGAAUAACAACAAAACACCCUCUGAUGGUAACAUCAUAGCCGCCUUCGGAUUUGUCGUGAAUUUUUUAGUCAACUUUUACGCUAGGAGUGGACGUCUGUUAUCUGUGCCUAAGUUAAUGUUGCUUCUCAGUUUUGCACGAACUGGAGGUAACUUGGCCUUAAUCCCACUGCUCUGUCAAGGAUGUUAUGUGAUAUUCGUUAUGGAAUAUUGUUUGCAUGUCUCGAAUAAAAGCAAAAUAGUCCAAAAUACACUUCUCCAAGCAUAUUGCAAAUUGUUGUUGAUUUUAUGAUCCCCGCUCUAGUGCUACGUCUCAAAUUCAUUAUUAGUUUUAUCUCGGUAAUUUAUGUUACAUCAUGCUCUUUUCCAACUGUCAACGCGACAUCAUUUAUGAACGGUUUCUUGGUGAUAUAUUUAGAGCAGACAAUCCAAUGAAAAAUGGGAUAGCACCUUUAUGUUUGUUAUACAUACUAAGAAUAUCAACUCAUGUGAUGUGAUGGCCGGAAGAUUAGAGAAGCAAUCCCCCUCUCCCUUCCCUCCGAGGCAUCUAUGCAAGAAACAUUCGGAUAUAAUGUGACUUUGUGGUGAUUAUCAUGUUUUAAACUAAACAGCAAAUAGAAGUAUACCAAUUUGAAUUUUAAAACAAAACUAAAAAAUCUGUAUUCUCGGGUUAUAACUGUUUCAGUUCCAGUACCACACUGGAACUCCUAUAUAAAAUAAAACGCUGCAGAACAUGCAUUAAGGGGGCGUCUGGUGUAGUGGGCAAAAUAAUCGACUUUUUUAUCCGCUUAAUUUUUAGUAUUGAACCUCUAGAAUAGUCUCUCGCAAUCUCUGUGGCUACGCUGAACUUUUUUGUUUUAAACAGACAUAAAUUCCUCGCGCGUAUUUGCUAUAACACACAUAUAGAUUUCAAUCUAUCGGUAACAAUUUUCGAAAAACUGACAGCGAUAAAAAUACAGUGUAAACAAUACACUCUAAACUACUUCUACCCAAAUUUUCAAGAGAAAAUAUCGAAUGGGUCAUUCUCUACUGUGUUUUUUUCCGUGAUGCAAUUUGAUGUGAUGAAACCUUUAAUAGCGUUUUUCUCGAACGAAUUGACAUAAUUUUUUCUGAGAAUGUAUAAUAUGAUGAACUACAGAAAACUGAAAAAAAAAUUCUCAUUAUUUUGAAGACAAGUAAAAUAUGAGAUUUUUCGGUUUUCAUUCCCGAAACUCGAUUUUUUUUCGAUAUUUUGUGGUUCAUCUACCAACUACAAGUCUAAGCUUUACAAAAUUUAUUGAAUUUCCCAUAUCAGACAAUUUUAUCGAGAGUUAUCGUGUUCGCCGCGGCGCUCCUCGACUUGGAAAUGGUUGGACGUCUACUCUUGGAACGCUCGUAUAUGUUCCGCGUGACUGAAAAUAUUUUUUUUGUGCACAAUAAAUGUAUAAAUAAAUCUGAAGAUUACCAAAAAGAUCCAUUGUUACCUUGCUUUCAAAAUCGUGCACCAAAAUAACCUUCGGUUUCAGCACUUAACACUCAGACGCCCCCCUUAAGUUCAUUUUGAUGAACUACUCUCCCUCCAUCCCUCCAAGAAAUAAGCGCUCGACCCCAUGACUCCGAAUCAAUCUAACAUUGACUGCAAUUUUGUUGACUAUUUUUAAGAAAACGCACUUGAAAUAAAAUUAAAACAUCAUCACUUGAACAGGAGCAACACAACCAUCGCUUGUUGUCAAAGAACAACAUGUUCACAGCUUAACCGCUAACAUCUAUGUAGCUACUGAUAAUCGCACACAAAAUAGGGCCGGGUACCAAACUGCCGCCUCAUUAUAGUUGUAACACUACUCUCCCAACAAGUCCAGAAUGAAGUACCUCAAUGAAAAUCGAAUCUACGAACUAAAUCUGAAUGAUACUCAAAUAACAUAAUAAUGAAAAAUAGUGGGUCAAAGUCAUUGCGAUUGUCCAUAUUGUUCAAAUUUUGCAAGGUCAAACCGAAACUAAUGUUAAACCAGCAUCAUAAUAUGGUUUUGAUGCAGGGUUCAAAUCUCCGAUCAACAUGGGGAACGUGCCAUUUGAACCAAUCUACUGAUUCCUGAAGCGAUGAACGCACUUGGGACAAAACAAAGAAUGACCUUAUCAAUUGGACAAAUACGAAAGGUCUGUGUCUCUGAGUACGAGAUCGUGGAUCGGCUCAAAUCGAAUUAGUUUUGGUGAUGUACUACCGACGAACCGAUGUGCCACAUACAUGUUGUCUUAAUAGUUUAAACUAAAGAUUAGCGGCAUCUGUUUGAUUAUUUGCGUAGUAGUAGUACCAGGUAUGCCAGAAUGGACAAAUUUUCUUUUAUCCAUCAUAUAAAGAUCGUUUACGCAGCUUUUCAUUCUCUUUUGUAUGCACUAUUUUACAAUAGUUUUAGUUAAAAGAAAAAAAAUAUCAUGAUACAUGCAUUUUCAGUGAAUUCUAAAUACUAUUUUGAUACAGCUGAGGGGAAUGCACACCUUCUAUAAUAUCAAUAUUCUCAUCGAGAAGCAUACUCUGAAUCCAACAUGGCGGAUCGUUUCAUUUCAACAUUAUCGUUAUUUUGUAUGGGACAAUUUUGGGAUCUUCUGUCACUUUGGUUCGUCUGUGGUUAUACUCGACUAUACUUCAUACUGGACGGCUCAACCAUCAACAAGCUUCUGAUGCUUUAAAACAGAUUGUAACGAUGCAGUUUAGGUGAUAUAGAAACGCACUGAUGGCACUUUUGUUAGCUCUUUUAACGAUAUAUAUUAAACAAAGUAACAGCGAAAUAAACACUAAUCAUGUGAUUUACUCAUUUUAAA